UUGCCGCAGAGGACUCCCUACUCCGAAGUUCACACAGUUAUCUGAGGCGAAAUAAUUGCAGUGGCUUGACUUGACUUUUCUCUGCACCAGCAGAUGUGUCUCCUGUCAUGGUAAGUGAGAGGCAAAAUGGCAGUGUGCUAGUGCAUCUCGGACUCAAGCUGCAGGCCUAUCCUGAGGAGUUAAUCCGGCAGCGCCAUGGUCAAAAUGGAUAUACUGAAUACCUGAUUCGCUGGAAUGUCCUCAGCUUGGAGGAUGGUACAGGAAGCAGUACUGGUGCCUCUUCUGCAGAGGACAAAACAGAGAAUGUCCUGAUGUGGAUGUCAGCAGAUGAUGCUUAUGCAAACUGUCCCACACUACUUGGUACAAGAAAGUGCAAAGAGGAGCAGAAGGGGAAAGUAUCAUUCCCUCCUGAUGUCCCACUGGAUGAUGCCUCUUUUUUGGAUAUGAAGGCUGAUGUGAGGAAGCUGGUGCUGCGGGCUACUGAACAGAUGGUCAGCACUACAGUCCCUCAGCCCUCCAUCCUCAAUACCAUCCAUGUGCUCAGUUCCUAUGCCAGUAUUGGCUCACUGACAGGUGUCUUUAAAGAGUCGGGUGCCUUGGAUCUGCUAAUGAAGAUGCUGUGCAAUGAGGAGAAGCAAAUCCGCCACAGUGCUGGCAAGAUGCUGAGGGCUUUGGCUUCACAUGAUGCAGGUAGCCGAGCCUAUGUUCUCUUGUCCCUGAGCCAGCAGGAUGGCAUUGAAGAGCACAUGGAUUUUGACAGUUGCUACACUCUCCUUGAGCUGUUUGCAGAGACAACAUCCUCAGAAGAACACUGUACAUCCUUUGAAGGGAUCCAGCUUCCUCAGAUUCCAGGGAAACUGCUCUUUUCUCUAGUCAAGCGGUAUCUGUGUGUCACCUCCCUCAUGGGCAAGCUGAACAUCACCACAGAGCCAGGAGGGGACGAUAUAGACUCUGUGCCUUCCCUUUCAAAUUGUAGGGGACAGAAGAGAAUGCAAUGUGAGUUUGACUUCAGCAUGGCCAUGGGCCAUCUCAUUUCAGAGUUGGUGCAGGUGAUGGGCUGGGACUAUAACCAGGAGCACAAAGAAAGGCGACCUCGAGUUGCUCAGUCUAUCUUCCAGCUCCAGGUUCUUCCCACCUAUGCCACCAUCCAGUCAGCUACACACCUGCCCCAGAAAGAGAUCAGUACCUUCAAGACUCGCUCUGCCUUUCCGAGUUGCAGUGGCUAUGCGGAAUAUAUGAAAGAAAAGCUGGUGCGUGGUAUGCGUGUGCGCAUGUUGGAAGACUAUGAAAAAGUCUGCGCGGGAGAUGAGGGCGAGUUCCUUCACAGCAAUAAUGGCACCCCACCUGUUCAGGUUCACUGGGAGUCUCUGGGCUAUACAUAUUGGGUUCAUUGGCACAUGAUUGAGAUUAUUGAUGCAUCGGAUCAGGCAGAGCUGAAGGCCCAGGAGAAAGUGUCCAGCCUUACAAAGACUCUGAGGAAGGAUAUAGCUUCAGUUAACCCCACAUUGUACCAUAAGCCACUUUUGAGGCUGUGCUCCCUGCCAUACCUGACAGAUUGGACGAGCGAGAAGUUUGGGACUCUGCACAGGGCCGAAUGGUGGGAGCUUCUCUUCUUCAUUAAGAAAGUAGAGCCUCAGAAGCAACAGGAAAUUAUUCGGUUCAUCCAGCAGAACCAGAAGCUGUCAGAGCUAAAUGAAGAAGGCCUGAUCCAGCUGUCUGUGUCAGCAGAGCUGGCCCAGAAAGUGCUGCAGCUUCUGAGUCAGCAGUCCCCAGGAUGCACCAAACGUGGCCUGCAAUGUUCCCAUGUCUAUCUCAAGUACGGCUUCAGCAAGGGACAGGCAGAUCAGAACUGGCAAAAUGGGAGUAAGACUCCUGGGGCGUCUGGUGCCAUGGCGUCCCAAAAGCCAAAGGAAUCAUCCUCUGCAGAAGAAGCUCUCCCAGUUCCAUCUACGGUGAAGAAAACAGACACACAACUGAAUGAGGAGCUUUUCAAACUGGAAGAACUUCCCUUCCCAGAAACGCUGGAUGAGAAGGCCAAAGCUUUCUUCAGUGUGAAAAUGGGAGGGAAGAAGAGCACUUUGGAGCAGCUGGCAGAGGUCGUGGAGGUGAUUCAGAAGUCCAGUUGUGGCGUGUUGCUGAAGGUGGCUGGUCUCAGAUUCAUCACUGAGAUCUUAGAAGAGGAGCCUGGGCAACAGAAACAGCUCAUCAAAGCAGAGAAUGAACUUGCCAUCAGGGAGAAAACAAUCAAGAUGCUGGUGGAGCUGCUGGACUGCAGAGUGCAGAAACUGCUGAUAGUGUUGGUGCUGCGGGUGCUGUAUGUGCUGCUGGCCAAAUAUGACUGGCGGAUAUUCUUUGCCACCAAAGGCGGGUUGCAGGCCAUGCUACGCUGCAUGCUGGAGUACCCCAUAUCAGCGCUGGUGCAGCAAACCAGUCUGGUAGUGCUGAAGGUACUGUUGGGUGUCGGAAACUGUGAGCUACCAGGUGCCAGUGGGAAGGCCUGCCCUCUGAACCACUCUGAGGCCCAGAUGAUGCGGGAGAUCUUUGCCAGCAUUGGCUCUGCUUCCAGCAAAGACUCUGACAACUUGCUUUGUGCCAUCCCUGCUGCUGUUCAGAAGAUGUUGGAUACAUCUGGGGCUUCUUCAGCCGUCCAGAAUGGGCUCUUGGUGUUGAACAUGCUGAUCAACAAUCACAAGGGCCUGGCAGAGCAACUGGGAAACUCUGACCUCCACUCAGUCUUGCAAAACUGCUGCCGCUCAGGCCAGAGCUCCAAUGAGAUGCUGGCUCGAAUAGUGCUCAACCGCCUGGCUAAGCACAAACUGCCCCGGAGCCAGGAGAACGCAGACUCUGCAGCCUUCAUCAAGCUCAAGGAGACUGAAAUUGCAAAACUGCUGAGCAGCCUGCAUGAGAGCAGCAUCUCCAGGGAGAUGGUGGUGGUGCUGGAGCGCUGUCUGCAUGGCAUGGGUGCCUGCCCUGAAGAAAGCAAUUAUGAAUUUUUCACGGAGGUGUUGCUUCUCAGAGACUUGGCCCAAGUGGCAUCUGAGAAAGAUGUAAUGCUGGGAGCACUAAAGCUUUUAGGCAACUGUUUGGAUAGUCCAUGGUGGGAUAAAGUGCCCUGGCAUGAAUGCAUCGAGCCAUGUUUGUCUUCCAUGAGUGCCCACAUAAAUGACAGACAGAUUGCUCAGGGGUUCAUCAGCUUCCUCUACUGCCUCGUUACCCUGGACAAAGAUUGUGCCGUCAUGUUGUGCUGUCUGGGUGCUAAGGAAGCCUUGACUAAAGUCCUGGAGAAACACAGCUCCAAUGUGCUGCUGGGGAUGAAACUGAGGGACCUGGUGAUCAGCUGUGAGAAAUAUGCCAGCCUGUAUAAGAAGAUGACAUCCAGUAUCUUAGCUGGCUGCAUCCAGAUAGCUAUGGAUCAGAUAGAAGAACACAGGCGGAGCCAUCAGCCUAUCACCAUCCCACUCUUUGACAAAUUCCUGGGUAACCUUUGUGAAGGCUGCAGCUCGGAGAUAAAGGAGGACAAGUGUUGGGAGAGAGUGGAAGUUUCCUCCAACCCCCACCAGGCCAGCAAGUUGGUGGACAGAAACCCCCAAACCUACUGGGAAUCAAAUGGCAGCACCAGCUCCCACUACAUUAAUGUCUAUUUGCAUCGUGGAGUCAUAGUCCAGAAGAUGUCUUUGUUGGUGGCCAGUGAGGAUUCCAGCUACAUGCCAGCCCGCAUUAUGGUCAUGGGAGGGGAGAGCGCCUCUAGUAUCAGCACCAAGCUCAAUAUGGUGAAUGUCCCACCAACAGCUAGCAGAGUGACCCUCUUGGAGAACAUGAGUUGCUUCUGGCCAGUCAUACAGAUUAAGAUCAAGCGCUGUCAGCAGGGUGGGAUUGACACCCGUGUGCGUGGCAUUGAGGUGCUGGGCCCCAAGCCCACUUUCUGGCCAAUCUUCAAGGAGCAGCUGUGCCGGCGCACGUUCCUCUUCUACACCACCAAAGCCCACACCUGGUGCCAGGAAAUCGCAGAAGACCGGAGGCAGCUGCUGCAGCUCUUCAACAGGCUGAACAGUGCUCUGCACCAUGAACAAGACUUUGCCGAUCGCUUCCUUCCUGAUGAUGAGGCUGCUCAGGCCCUGGGCAAGACCUGCUGGGAUGCUCUAAUCACCCCCUUGGUGCAGAGUAUCACCUCUCCAGACCCCAGUGGCAUCAGCCCCCUGUCAUGGCUUCUGAGCCAAUAUCUGGAGAACUUGAAGGCAGCCGCAAGGGCCAAGAAACAAGCCGCCAUUUUCAACUCUCGCGUGCGGCGACUGAGCCACCUGCUGGUGCACGUGGACUCCAGUAGCCCUGAGACUGAGGAGCUGAAGGCCCCUGUAAAAUCCAAUGGGAAGAAUGGGAAGAGCAAGGAGUCGAGUUCUGGGGCUGCCAAGCCAGUGGAGAAGAAGCCCAGCAGCACAACCGGCAUCACGCAGUGCUGGAAAGGGGUGGUCCAGCAGCAGGUGAAGCGGUUCCUGGAAUCCUCCUGGCAGGACCCUGACUUUGUGGAGCAAUACUGCAACAUCUACCUGCGCCUGCGCACUGCCAUGGAGGAGCUUUUUGGGCAGCAGAUGUGCUUCAUGCUUGCCCUGCGGCAGGGCUUCUCGGGAGGGCUGCUGCAGCUCUCCUUCCUGACGGCCAUGCACGUGAGUGAGCAGUUUGCCCGUUACAUCGAUGUGUGGAUCCAGAAGAGCUGGGCAGACUCGGGCAACGUGGAGACCCUGCAGCGCCUGCAGCGGAGCCUGGAGCCUGUUCUCUUCCUGUCCGGUCUGGAACUGACCAACACCUUUGAGCAUUUCUACCGGUACUACCUGGGCGACCGGUUGCUGUCCCAGGGCAAGACGUGGCUGGAGAGCGCUGUGGUGGAGCACAUCGGGCUCUGCUUCCCCAACCGUUUCCCCCAGCAGAUGCUGAAGAACCUGAGUGAGCUGGAGGAGGAGCAGCAGCAGUUCCAUCUCUUCCAGCUGCAGCAGCUGGACAAACAUCUACUGGAACUGGAUCAGGAUGGGAAAUACGAGGAGGAGGAGGAGGGGGGAGAGGUAAUGGAGGAGGAGCCAAACAGUCAGGAGGAAGAGCCGGAGGUGAAAGUGCUGGCUUUGUCUCCCCGCUGCUGGACCAUCUCCCCGCUCUGCUACCUGGAGGAGCCGGCCAGAUUUUUCCCACCAUCUCUCAGUCAGCACUUGGGCAGGUUUGCUGACUUCUAUACCCAGAGUCAGAGCCGUUUUGGGCUGGAGCACACAAAGCCACGGCGCUUACAGUGGACAUGGCUAGGCCAUGCUGAGCUGCAGUACCAGGGCUGCAUCCUGCACGUGUCCACCCUGCAGAUGUACAUCCUUCUGUGCUUCAACAGUGCUGAGGAGGUUCUUAUGGAAACAUUAUUACAAGCUACAGGUCUUUCCCUGACCCUCCUGGGUCAUGCACUGAAACCUCUGGUGGAGAAGGAGCUCCUGACCCAGAAUCAGGGUGUGUUGAGACUGCAUGAGAAAAUGCUGGCCCAGUAUUCUGACCAACACUUGGCUCUGCUGCCAAAACAGACGUACUUGAAUGUGAUGGAGAAUGAAGGUAGCACUUUGGAGAAGAGAAGGAAUUUCAUCUGUGGCCUGAUUAUUCAGAUCCUCAAAGAAGAGAAGGCAAUGCACAUCCACAGGCUCGUGUUCAGGGUGAUACAUGACUGCCAGAAAUUGGACUCUGACUCGGCACCAAAGUUCUUGAGCCACUGUAGCAACAGCACAGAUGUCCUGGCUUGCAUUCUGCAUCUGCUGAAGCAGGGCUCCAUCCAGCACCAGGACAACAGGCCACAGCUCCUGGAGUACAUCUCCCCAGAUCUCCCACCCCCAGCAUUGCCAAAGACCCAGUCUCAAGUAGCAUUUCAGACCGUCCAGAUCAAGAAAGUGCCCAGUGUGCCCCACGUGGAGAAGAGACACACUUUCUCUACCUUCAGGUAGAACUGGCUGCUAGCCUGCUUUUGUGGGCCUGAGAGUG
This is a messenger RNA of Heteronotia binoei (common prickly gecko), 5997 nucleotides long. RefSeq names its product cullin 7 (gene CUL7). The transcript has 29 exons. Bases 108 to 5960 code for a protein of 1950 amino acids. NCBI's taxonomy places the organism in Eukaryota, Metazoa, Chordata, Lepidosauria, Squamata, Gekkonidae. The record is from RefSeq and is a predicted model, not a curated record. Gene Ontology annotation, biological process: ubiquitin-dependent protein catabolic process. Gene Ontology annotation, molecular function: ubiquitin protein ligase binding.